GCGGAGCGGAGAAUAAAACGCCCAACAGCAGAGCUCAAAAUAAGAAACAAGUGCAGCAGCUCAGCUAUUUUCCGUUCAGUGUUGAUAAUUUAUUUGUUUAACUUUAAUUAAUUCGAUUGUUGGAGAGUCAUGUUGUACUAUGAAGAGUUAUUUACACGCUCGUCGUGUUUAAACUGUAGAUACGAAAUAUCCGGGUUGGGAGUCGAAUGUUCAGAAUGCCAACCCCAAGGUGCACCUUUUCGUCUUUGUGCUGAGUGUUUCGCUUCAGGAACAGAAAUUGGGUCGCACAAAAAAGAACACCCAUAUCGAUACUUUGACUCAGGAAGCUUAGCACUAUUUCCAGGAUCUCGCCAGGACAUUUCCUCCUCCAAGGAAAACAAUUCCUCCUCCACCACGAACGCACCCACCACGUCAAAUAGAUGGUCCGCCAGAGAGGAGAUUCGGCUUCUUGAUGCCAUUGAGCAAUACGGGUUCGGAAAUUGGCAAGACAUAUCGAAACACAUCGAGUCGAGGGGUGCCAUUGAAGCAAAGGAAGAAUUUGUUCAUCGUCAUGUUGAUGGAAAUGUGGGAAAAGUUUCUUGGGCGGAGAGCAAUAAUUCUUCUGCUGAGAACAAAUGGAGUUCUGAGUUCAAAGGAAGUGUUGGAAUAUUUCCACAACCAAUUGACCACACAUCUCCAGGGGAUGAAGGGCCUCUGUCGCCCAGCUUAACUCAGAGACUGCCACCGCUAGACAUUAGUUCGGAUGAAAUGUUGCAACUGGGUUAUAUGCCUUUUAGAGAUGACUACGAGAAGGAAUACGACAACGAAGCUGAAAAAUUGGUCUCUCAACUAAAUUUCACACCCGAAGAUGAUGAAUUAGAAAUUGGUUUAAAGCUUGCCCUCGUGGAUUUGUACUCUGCGCGAUUGAGGGAGCGUGCUAGAAGGAAACGAGUCAUUCGCGAUUAUCAACUAGUCUGCAAGUUCUUCAAAAAGGACAGGGCCAAGAAGGCGGCUGGCAUUGGUGCUCUAAAUUCGGAUGCAGAUGGUACUGAACCUGGUGGUGGAAAUAAGGAAACUGUCAAGAAAUUUCAAAUUUCUGAAAAACAACUUCAAGAAAAGUUCCGUCCCUUUUCUCAAUUCUACAACUCUCGAGAAUUUGACAACUUGGCUCGAAACUUGGUGAAGGAGAAAGAUCUCCGUCUUCGACUCUCAGAAUUGUUCAAAUACCGAAAUGUGGGGAUUACUCGAGGUGAAGAAUGCAUUGAAUUUGAACGUAGCCGAGGACCAUCGGGGCAAGGAAAUGGGUUGCGAAAGAGACCUGCUGCAUCCGCCGGAUUAGGAACUGUUGAGGAGGAGGACGACGAGGACAGAGGUCACAAGAAGGGGUUGAUGAUGACUCAGAGUCCGGCUCUGAUUCAACAACUUCUACAACAACAAACUCCAAACCCGACCCGGUUGGAGUUGGGAAACGAAGAAAACGUCGACGAAAACGCCUCUGUCACCCCAAAUCCCAUUCUGCAGUUGUCCUCCAAAGGCGGCUUCAACUUAAGAAGCUCGGAAUCAAACGGAUUGGAAGUUGCUUUAUUACCCCAAAUGCCACAGGAAGGGGUAACAGUGCCAGCACCGGGUCAACCACUACAAAAGGGAGGCUUAUCCCUACUAAGCGAGCAACUAAGGGGCACGGGAGACCUAUUUAUUGCUGAUAAAUAUAUUCCCGGAAUUGAUGUCGUAACUACAGCAGAAUUAGAUCUAUGUACCAAAAUUAACCUUUAUCCGUCACAAUUUCUCUCUAUUAAACUCGCAUUUAUGUUGGGCCAACUGACAAAUGCAGAAAAUAAUAAUUCAAAUCCUGAUGAAAACUCAUACGCGGGUCCUCCAAGUUUAACUUCAGCCGAGUGGAAUUUACUGCUCCCGUUCUUACUAUCAUCACAAUAGUAGUUUGCAUUACGCGUAUUUACAAUUUUUGUGCUCAUAUGUUACCUCACUGGUAUUAGUUUUAAAUGUUCAAAUGUUAAAUCUCAAUUUUAUAUCCACAUUUUAUACUUAAAUAUGUAUAGUAAGUAUGGUUGGAAAUAAAGUUACUAUACAAAUUUCGUAUACUAAACA
Folsomia candida is the source of this 2085-nucleotide messenger RNA. Its product is annotated as transcriptional adapter 2B. The transcript is spliced from 9 exons. Gene Ontology annotation, cellular component: SAGA-type complex; nucleus. Lineage: Eukaryota; Metazoa; Arthropoda; Collembola; Entomobryomorpha; Isotomidae. The coding region runs from base 130 to 1914 and encodes 594 amino acids. Gene Ontology annotation, biological process: regulation of transcription by RNA polymerase II; chromatin remodeling. Gene Ontology annotation, molecular function: transcription coactivator activity; chromatin binding. The record is from RefSeq and is a predicted model, not a curated record.